CGGAAAUGUUUUUAAAAUAAUUAUUUUACGCAGUUUUUAACGAUUUUUUUACAUGGGAAAAUUUGUUUUCGAGUAUUCGAUACUGUCCGCAAAAGGAAAUGAAAACAACAACUCGCUGAUCACUUAUGCAUGUCAUUACAAUACGAAGGACGGUAAACCGCAAGACUGAACAGCUGAUACUGAUAUAGUUUGGUACUGUAAGAUGAUUGACGAACUUAAUUUAUAAUUAAAGAUUGACACUUGUUCAAAAGGUAUUUAUUUUGAUAGUUAUACUUUCCGUACUCAGACUGGUUUUUGGAAUUAUACAUAGUAUGAUACUAUUAGUAUAAGUUAGUCAGUAAGUUGAGUAAGUCGGGUCACAUUCUAAUAAAUGAUUUUUCUAAGACUCAAGACUGUCUUCGUAAAAACGAUGACGAUGGAGUUCUGAAUCUGAAUAGUAUUUUUAGUAUAGUAGCUUACUCAGCUACUGAAUAAUAGUAAUGUAAUUGGAGUAGCUUUUAUACGUUUUUAACACUUCAUCAAAAUAAUAAAAUGGCUUAUCACUGAGACCGAUCCUGGAACUGGAAUGGCAUAGCGUUCUGGGCUGCACUUCUCGCAGGAGAACCUUGACUUUUUGGAAUUAUAGUGUAACUAAUUAAACCUUUCGGGAUGGAUACUUUUCGGGGUGUAUGUGCCAAAAAGACAGAGCACCUUUUACAAGCUCGGCACUCGCAUUGCAAAAAAAUGUAUAAAAAAAACACUAUUUCCUUUUUGGGACGGAAGGGCCAAUAGGUAAAUUUUGAGAGAGAUACCCGGUGUUUCCCCAGCAUGGCCGCCAUCUUUGUUGACAUGCUCCGUGAGAAGGUCACGGACCAUGUUAACCAAGAUAGCGGCCAAAAUGUAUUUAACAUGUUGGCCUAAUGCCGGCAGUUGUGCUCCAAUUACUUGUGCACAUUUUUUUAUGUGGAACCUGCAAUAAAGUAUGUAAAAGUGCAUUUCAUGAAACUGUAAGUUGGGUUUUAAUUAUUUCUUUAAGAACUAUUUUUGGCUUCUUUUUUUUCCCAGACCCCUCCCCCACUUUCAAUACCAAAAUCAUAAACAAAAAAGAUUAUGAGGGGAGACCCCUCUCCAGACCCCUUCCCCAUUUUAAAUACCAAAAUCAGAAACAAAUAAAUUGUCUGGGGAGGAGUGACCCCCUCCCCAGAACCCCUCCCCAAUGUAAGAAAAAAUAAAAUAAGAAAACAGUUGAUCCAUAAACCUAACCCAAAGCCUCAAGCCACAAGUAAUCAGCCAUAAAACAUAUGACCUGAUAUGACAUUUGAAAAUGAACAAAAACCCCAAAAAAUGUCAAAAAAGAAGCCAAAAAUAAUUCUUAAACAAAGAAAUAAUUAAAACCCAACUUACAGUUUCAUGAAAUACACUUUUACACACUUUAUUGCACAAAUAAUUGGAGCACAACUGCCGGCAAUAGGCCAACAUGCUGAAAAGAUGGUGGCGCAAAUAAAAUAUGAUAAUUAGCCAACCAAUGAUAAUUUAAAAUCAUAAAUAAUCAACCAAUUAAACUUUUAAUAGGAAAAGGAAACAACGUCAUCAUCACUUCAUCCAACAAUGAAAUGAACAAAGGGGAAUGACUCCUGCACAAAUAUUAAAUAAACACGCAAAUGACGUCAUGGGUAAUAGUUCCAUCAAUAGCCGGCCGAUCUUUUGGCCCAAGGUGGAGUAGCAAAAAAGACAGAAGUCCGAACCAUCGGCCCGAUAAAUCGAGCCUCGUGAUUGCCUGGCUUGUCUUCGUACCAGAAAAUCAGAUUGCUUCUUACAUAACCCUGAACAUCCCGGCAUUGUAAUGACUAGCCAGCCAAUCUCGAGGCUUGAAUUAUCAGGCCGAUAGAUGGGACAUCCGUCUUUUUCGCUACUCCACCCUGGACCGACAGAUUGGCCCAUCCGUCCAAAGAGGGUUAAAUUAAAAUAGGCAAAUUCAAAUAGGCAUAGCUACUUUAGUUAGUAUCAUGAAAGCCUUAGACUUUAGAUGGCUGAAGUGAAAUGAGAAUGUAGACCACUGAGACUUUCUGAGACUGAGAUAGUGUGGUCCAUUGUGGUGAUUCAUUUGUGACACUCAACACUGACACUCAUCAAUCUCAUAUUAAGUUUGAGUAACUAAUAUUUAACAUAUUAAUAUUUCGGGCUUAACUAGCUUACUAUGGUCUAGGCCUAAUUAUUUAUUUCAUUUAUAUUCUAGCAAAAUAAAAACUGACUAUACUGAUACUGUGUUGUAAUGUCUCGAUUCUGUAUGAGGUCUAUGUCUAAUAUUUUAUUCAAAUUGAUCGAUGUCAGUUGUGACAUGUAUAUACUUAGAAGUUAGAAUUAGUAAUAUCCAAGUGCAAAUAAUAAGAUAUUGAGAACUUAAUUAAAUUAAACUUAAUAAUAAAGCUCAUAUUAUUAUAGGUGAAUAUAACCAUCUGGAAAAUAUGAGGUCUAUGUCUAAUAUUUUAUUCAAAUUGAUCGAUGUCAGUUGUGACAUGUAUAUACUUAGAAGUUAGAAUUAGUAAUAUCCAAGUGCAAAUAAUAAGAUAUUGAGAGCUUAAUUAAAUUAAACUUAAUAAAAAAGCUCAUAUUAAUAUAGGUGAAUAUAACCAUCUGAAAAAUACUAAAUAAUAGUAAAUAGGUCAAAAAAUCUGCUCUGGAGUUGUAGGUAUGAAAGCUACACAGUAAAACAAAAAUUUGUGCAUUUUAGAAGUUAGACUUCAGUCCUAGAGGUUAGCCCAUAUCAGUUUCCAUUAGAUUGGUCCUUAAACUUAAAGAUCCUUAUUAAAAAUAAAAAAUAAAAAACAUUAUUCACUUUACUUUACUUGAGAUGGAAGUUUAUCUUGGUAUUUAGUUAAUCAUUCAGCUGUGACAUCUAGACUAUAUAUUAAUACAACUCACAACUGUAAGUCAACUUAAUGUUUUACAAAUUUUUUUUAAGUUCAUAAAAUGCACAGUACAUGAACGUGACUGUGAGUAUAGAUCAAUACAUCUCCAAAUCCCCUAUUUUGUCAAGGACCAUUUUAUCUCUUUUUCUUUCAUGCCUUAUCAUGUUUAGCCAUAUAGAUUAGGCUUGAUUAGUUGAAAAAAUUUCUUUACCCAGGUCACUACAGAGUAUGUCAGGAAUGAGCUGUUGUGAGUCUGUACAGUAAAACCUAGACUAGUAUAAAUUGUGAGUUAACCAUCACAAAUAUUUCUUUCGCUAAAGCAACUGUCUGAUAAAGAAAAUUAAUUAAUUCUAUGGGUAACAGACAUUACAUACUGGGAUGCAAUACUUAGGUCAAAGUCUCACUUAUAAAGGCUUUUCAGAUCAAACUUAGGCAAAUGUGUUGUUAUUUAAGUUUAAGGUUGAUAAUAACAACAAGGUUUAAUUGUAGGGGUUCUCUAACAAUUUCAUUUGGGGUAGCAUUUUUACAGCGUUUGGUGACAAAUGAGGACAAGUGUUAAAUAAAAAUACUUAACUAUAGUAUAGACCAGUGGUUUUCGAACUGCUUAUCUGCAGACCACCAUUAUCAUCAGUGACAUUCCCCUACAUCCUUCCAUUCAGCCUGAUCUAUGGCUUUCUGCUUUCAUGCGCAGACACCCAGCUGGUGUAAGUCCUUCUCCACAUUGUCAAUCAAUCUCAGUCUUCAUCAAACAGUGAGCCAUCUGACCCUAGGCUUCUGUCUGCAGAUCACUUUUUCUGCUCUACAAUCUGGCCUUCCCUCAAGGGUCCUUUCCAGCACAGCCUGUCUUUUUUAAUAUUGUUGCCGCUAUGGGUUGGUCUUCGAAAAAUUGAUGUAUUUCUUGGUUUGUACGAAUUCUCCAUCCAUCAUUGUAUAACACUUGAUUGCAUAUUUUCCUAUGGAUUUAUCUCUCCCAUGUAUUGAACGGGUUCUUUGCUUUCUCUGUGAGGUUGUUCGCAGACCAGUUCGAAUUUUAGACAUUUUCAACCAGUCUGUGAAAAUAUAUUGUGGAUAUAUUGCGGCUUAACACACGAUCAUUUAGCGGAGACCAUUUAGAUUUUGUGACAUAGCAUGGCCAUUGAUAGUGAAGAGCCUUUUCUAUAGGAGAUCAAGACGUUUUCCUAUUAAAGUUGAAAAAUCAAUUGAGUAAACAAUCAAAUAAGAAAAAAAUUGAAAAAAUUAUGACAUCAAUUUUGGGUACAGUUCUACUAAUUUGUUAUAAAAUUCAUUUUUUUCCUACUUUCAUUUUUUGACUUUGCAUUAUUUAUCAAUAAAGAAGUGAAAUCUUUUGAAUCAAUCGACCUAAAUAAAUAUGAAGUUUAUGGAGAAGACAGGACACAAUGAACUUCUAAUUAUUUUGUUUUUUGUCCUUCUAAUAUUUCUAUCCUUGAUAUCAUAGUAUAUUGUAUUAAAGUAAUGUAGGGGCAAUCCAUAAAUGAAAUCACACUUCUAGGGGGAGGGAGGGUCACGAUUAUCUGAUGCUCUAUUAUGAGGGUGUCUUAAAUUGUGUGAGAUCAAUUAUGAAUGGCCCCUAUAAUCUGUGAAUCUAUUUUUAAAAUAUUCAGUCUAUAUUUUCAUUACAAAAAUGAUGGUAAAAUGUAUGGGUAUUAUGCACCUUAUUUUUUUUUCCAGUAGAUUUUGUACACAAGCUUAAGAUCUGAUUUGUGUUUUUCAGUAGAGGAAAAUGUCAAACAGUGAGUUACCCCCAACAUCAGGCCGUUCUGUGUUUUCUGUGUUUGGAUUCAGUAGCAACCAUUAUGCUGACAUUGAUGACUUUGACAGCCCGCUGGAGUCUGCUCCCGACUCAUUCAGUGGAGCCGAUCCACCAGCCUUGACCCGGAGAAGAGGGGCAAGGAAGAAGUCUGAUGAAUUAGUUCCAUUUACAUCUACUGAGGGUGGUAAGUGCUAUGCUUUUUUUUUUUUCAAUCUUCCUCUUGUCAUUUAAACUAAUGCUCUAGCAUUCAUAUCUUUUGAGUGUUAAUGAACUGAUUUUUUAAAAAGUGCACUUUUAGCAGUGUCAAAUCAGUAAGAAAAUAUGAAGCAUGGUAAUGUAAUUAGAAGGAUUUAAUAUUCUGUCUCUGGCAACUAGUUUAAAAAAAAAUUCCCGUAGUGCUUUUGGUUUAAAAUAAGCCUGCAAUAGAAUUAGAAAAAUAGAAUACUUUGAAACCAAACAUUUAAAUUUCCCAUAAAUGAAUUAUUAUUUUUUAAAAAAAUCAUUUAUUCAUCCCACAUAAAUACCCGUAAGCCUGUUUCCCUAAGCAACUUCACAGGUCAUUUCAUUUAAACUUUAUCAUGGGCCGGCUUGCCAUCAAUUUUAUCAUUGGCAUUUUUCACAUAUUUUUGUGGUGCUGCCUAAAGGCCAGUUACGUGUGGAUUAUCCAUCACCAUCCACGGUGAAUCCAUCAAGCGACCCAAAUAUCCCCAAGCAUUUUUGGGCAGCAUUUUUUGCUGGUGAUGGUAAGAAGGAGUGUGCAGUUCACCCAGCCGAGGAUGCUAUAGCAUAGUGUAGACAUUGCUCAUUGCCAUGCAUGUGCUCCAUGUUAACCCUCACACCACUACUUAGGUGUCAGUUUUUUUUUUAUGUUUACACCAGCACACGUUUUUUAAAUUAUUUCAUUGUAUCUUAGUAAUAGUGAUUAAUUUUCAUGUUCUUUUUUUUUUUAUCAAGGAUAAUAUUUGUCUGAUAACAGGUUUAUAUUUUUCUUUUGCUUAAGUGAAUCUGUCACGUUGCACACAUACAUAGUAAAAAAGCUUUUCUUUCAUCAUUUUAUAAAUUAUACUUUACCCUUUCAUGGCUGUCUAUGUACAAAAAUAGAAAAGCUGAGAACUAUUUCUUUGGAAAACAUUAAUUUAUAAUAUUUAUUUUAGUUUAAAUUCUUUCAGUUUGUAAUGCUUUAAGUCAGUUUAAUUGGAGAAGAUUUCUUCAGAAGAUGCAGGAGAAUUUCGACUUAUGCUAUGAUUAGCUUACUUUUAAUGGUCAGCUUACUUUUAAUGGUCAGCUUACUUUUAAUGGUCAGGAUAAAUAAUCUCAUCACUUUAUAUACAUUUCGACUUUUUCCCCAUUGUCUCAAUGACUAUGUGCAUUGAUUGCCUUAUUUAUUCAACGCUCUUUUAACCAUUGAGCUUUUUGAAGAAAAAAAUCUCUUGUAAAUGUUAACUUAUCCCUCUGUCUCUUAGAAUGUUUAGUUUUGUCCAUGUUCAUUAUAUGGCAGUGUUUAAUCAUAAGCCAUUGUUAAACCCUGUACAUCACCCUCCAGUGUUAAACCCUGCGCACCAUCUGCCAGUGUUAAACCUUGUGCACCAUCUGCCAGUGUUAAACCUUGUGCACCAUCUGCUAGUGUUAAACCUUGUGCACCAUCUGCUAGUGUUAAACCUUGUGCACCAUCUGCCAGUGUUAAGCCCUGUGCACACCAUCUGCAAGUGUAAACCCUGUUACCAUCCGCCAGUGUUAAACCCUUCGCACCACCUGCCAGUAUUAAACCUUGUGCACCAUCAGCCAUUGUUAAACGCUGUGCUCCAUCUGCAAGCAUUAAGCCCUGUGCACCAUCUGCUAGUGUUAGACCCUGUGCGCCGUCUGCCAGUGUUAAACCUUUUGCACCAUCUGCCAUUGUUAAACCAUGUGGACUUUCUUCCAAUGUUAAACCUUGUGUACCAUCUGCCAUUGUAAACCCUGUGCACCAUCUGCUAGUGUUAAACCUUGUGCACCAUCUGCUAGUGUUAAACCUUGUGCACCAUCUGCAAGUUUUAAACCUUGUGCACCAUCAGCCAUUGUUAAAUCUCAUGCUCCAUCUGCAAGCUUUAAGCCCUGUGCACCACCUGCCAGUGUUAAACCUUGUGCACCAUCUGCCAUUGUUAAACCAUGUGCACUUUCUUCCAAUGUUAAACCUUGUGUACCAUCUGCCAUUGUAAACCCUGUGCACCAUCUGCCAUUGUUAAACCAUGUGCACUUUCUUCCAAUGUUAAACCUUGCGUACCAUCUGCCAUUGUAAAUCAUGUGCACCAUCUGCCAUUGUUAAACCCUGUGCACAUCUGCCAUUGUAAAACACGUGCACCAUUUGCCAGAUUUUUAUUGUGUCCAGGUAAUGGUACUGCUUGUCUUAGGCUUAAUGCCCAUGCACCACCUCAUUAUCUGUACAUGGUGGUGUCCAGCCACCUUCAUACCGUGCAAUUCAUGGCACUGGGACAGAGUUGGUUGAACUUUCAAAAUCCACUCUGAUCCAACAUUUGCAUAUCUUAAUAGAAAGAACUUGGGCUCUGAAGUGGACUUAGAAUCCACUUGCCACAGUCAGAGUAGAAUCAGCUGGCUGUAACCAACCAAGGUGUAUCAUCUACUCUGGGGCACAUCAUCCAGUCCACGGUACACAUGGAUGAAUAGGUCAAUGCACUUUUAGUCCACACUGACGAGAUUGAAAUUGAAACAUGAUUUGUGAUCCCAUUACAUUGAAGCCGAAGCAGGGCACGCCCAUCAUUUGAAAAGGGGGAAAACUGCGGCUAAACAAAGAACUCCUGCCAAAAAAUAUGUGCUCGACAUGAAAGGAGGAGUUGUCUCCCCAUUCGUGACCUAUGACUUAAUCCUUCUAUAUUCAAAAAUAAAUAAAUCAAUGUCAUUCCUCUCGUGUGUUUUCUUUAACCAUAUUUAUUUCAUAUCUGUUAUGUAACCCUUUAUUUAACAGCAGGCCUGCAAGUAAAAUAACAAGGAAUAUUUGAGAUAGGUCGCCAACUCGUAGCCCUGGGCACACUACUAACUCUACCUCUUGGUCAGUCAGGUGAAUCAAGGCAAUCAUUCAGUUUGGCUCUUAACAGGAGCACGAAUCUUUGAGAUAUAUGACAUUUAACUAAAUAAAAAACGUUAAGACAAAAGGAUAAAAUGAGAUGGUUGGCCUAUAUAUUUUCUAGUUUAAUAUGUGCAGGUCUAUGUUCAGGUUGAAGCAAUUAGAAAUAUAAAACACGGGAUAUGAAAAACCUGAAGAAAGACGAAACAACUCACGCAUUUUUAAGUCUAUGUUGUUGUGUUUUCUGUUGUUGAAAACUUCCUAAACUUCCGCUAUUUUGUUACGUCUUUUAUCGGGUGUACUUAUAAAAUGUAUCGACUACUUUAUACCAUUGUGCCAGCCGUUUGAAGGUUGAGUACCGUGUAAUGGACCUACUGUUUUUGUGUGUUGUGGUCAUUGGGCGGAGAACUACUUGACUGACUGCACUCAACUCUGUGCGAUGCCUGCCAUAUGAGUAUAACACAAGAAAAAGCCCGCAGCGGCUGGUGGGUUUAGUUUAAGGUAGGGUGGCCAUUCGUCCCGUAAAAACGGGAUUGUUCCGUUUUUUCACUAUCGUACCCGCUACCCAGUGUCCCGAAAAAGUCUCUCGGGACGCCUAAAUGUCCCGUUUCUAAAACCAAAACACAUUUUCAAAUAACUAAAACUUCCUAACUUAUAAUUUAACUUUAAGUAAUAUUUUGGCUGCACAUGGCAGUGUAGCCAGUGUCAAUAGUGAUGUAGGCUCGCGAGACGGCUGCAAUGUUCUCCCCUCCACCACUCUGCGUCACUGCGGAAAAGACAGUGUCCCCGCCAUAGAUUUUAUAUGGAUAAAUAAAUAUUCACUGUAAAAUUAUUGUUUUCGUUUAUGAUAUACCUCAGAGUUUAAAUUAAAUUACAAAAGUGAAGGUAAAUUUAACAAGAUUUCUAGGUCUCAACAUAGUUAAAAUGAGCAGAUUUCAAUAAACAGUUUCCGGCGGAGGCCCCCGGACCCCUCUAUAGCUGGAGGGCAUCCCGCACAAACCCUCCUUGGGUGUGUCCCGUUUUUUCCGGUUCAUGAUUUGGUCACUUUAAGGUGAUGUAUUAGAUUGUGACAAAUUAGGCAAGUCGAUGUUUUCCUUAAUAAAAACGUGUCCACAGUCAUGAUUGUGACUUUUCGACCCCCGUUCAUCAGGCACCACUGUGUCAAGACUUUCACGCCAUCUCCGACUGUGUACACUACCACGUACAUUGAAAAUAGCCAUUAUAAACGACUCCCCAUUGCACUGAACAUUGCAUCUGUGGCACCAUUUAUCACAGUGACAUUUUACUUCAGAACUGACUUCAAACAAAAUCGUUUCAUACAAUUUUUCCCUUGCUUCUUCUCCUAUAUACUAUACCACUGUCCAACUGGACAAAUGCACUCCGAAGAUUCUUUUCAAGGUAGUCUGCAACUUUGAACAGAGCAUUUCUCAGCGACAGCUGUCAACUGGCGGAGAUCUUUCAUGCAAAGUCCUAGGUCCUCAUACAUUUUUAUAUGCUGCACUUAUUUGUAUUAAUUGGUUCCGUAAGACAUUUUCAUUCAGUUUUCGUCUGCUCAUUGCAGUGAUCAAUGCAGUGAUAGGAAAUGUACAGUUUAUAGACCAGUCACCUCCAAUAGACCAGUCACCUUUAAUUGACAAGUAACCUAUAUAUAAUAGAGUGACAAGAUGUUUGUCAGUCUCCAGUAACGUGAUAACCGACAUUGUCUUACUGCCACCACCCGGUGGCAAUCACACGUACAGGGCCAUGUUGGGAAGUCAGACGGUCAUGGGCCAUGGGCAAGUGCCAACAAUGAGUCCGAUAGUUGACGGGUCAAGCUAGUUCGUCACUCAUGUUAAAGAUCGGGUGGAAACCGUGCAACCCGUGCUCACGUUUUUGUAUUACAUCCGACUUUCCAUAAUGGUCUUUGGUACAAAGAAUCAAACUACCGUUUGGACAGAAUGCAGACCUGUGAUGAAAAGGUCGUGACAUCAUUUCCAAUGAGCAACUGUUAGUGAUAUCAUUUGGACAGAAUGCAAAACUGUCAAUAUAUGAUCGUGAUAUCAUUUCCCAUUCGCCACUGUCAGUGAUCAUUGACACACACACACACACAUAUAUACCAUAUAUAUAUAUAUAUAUAUAUAUAUAUAUAUAUAUAAUUAGGAGCUUUUGCUCUUUUAUUUUUGUCUCAAUUACACUUUUUGUGUGCUUUCUCUAUUAAUAUAUAUAUAUAUAUAUAUAUAUAUAUAUAUAUAUAUAUAAUUAGGAGCUUUUGCUCUUGGAAUUUUGGCUCAAAGUGACUUUUAGUCUGCUUUAUCUAUUACUUUGAGAACCUUUGUUCUUUGGCAUAUAGCCAUUCUGGUUCUGUUAUAGUAUCACUACGUUUCAGCUGUGCUCAUUAAGAAUGUCUCAAAGUGAACUUCUUUGGUUCUCGACUGGAAGCACACACACACACACAAGCGUGUCUGAUCGAGACAAAGUGCGUACCAGGUUAUCACGGAGAGUACAUGUACUUUUCCACUGUACCGGUCACCCGGCAGUUCGGUAAAGACCAAUGGACUUUGUCCUUCGUGUUCGUUCUUCUUGUUUUGCAGGACUUAGUGAAAAUGUGUCAUUAGCCCCCAGGUUAAAAGGACUUUGUCCUGCCUGAUCUUUGGUUUUGUUUAGCAAUGAGUGUAUCUGAGGUUACCGCAGAGUGCUCAAAUCAAUUGUUAGCAUGACACUGAGAGGAGAUGUCAUUCAUAAUAACACGUGGCUCUUGGUAAAUACCUUAUUUCCCUUGUAUUUAUUAUGUUCAUAUGCAGGUGGCGUUGUCACUGUCCUGGGACUCUCAAAGUAGGCAUAAGUACAUUAGACAUAAGACAUCGGGGGAUGUGGGGGGGGGGGAGUAUGUGGGACUUUAAGGAAUGGGAGGAUUAAUACAAACCAUUACGUUCCUAUGUUUAGAGACAAGGUGCGAAAUACAGGAUUUUUUUAGGAAGCAUUUAAGGUCUAAACUCUAAAAUCCACUGAAUGCCUACACUCUAUUGAAUGCCUACACUCUAUUGAAUGCCUACACUCUAUUGCAUGCCUACACUAUAUUGCAUGCCUAUACUCUAUUGCAUGCCUACACUCUAUCAAAUGCCUACACUCUAUUGAAUGCCUACACUCUAUUUAGUGCAUAAACUCUAUGAAUACAAACAAUCUAUUGAAUGCCUACACUCUAUUGAAUGCCUACACUAUUGAAUGCCUACACUCUAUUUAGUGCAUACAUUAUUGAAUGCCUACACUCUAUUUAGUGCCUACACUCUAUUGAAUGACUACACUCUAUUGAAUUGCUACACUCUAUUGAAUUCCUACACUCUAUUGAAUGCCUACACCCUAUUGAAUGCCUACACUCUAUUGAAUGCCUACACUUUAUUGAAUGUCUACAAUCUAUUGAAUGCAUACACUUUAUUGAAUGCCUACACUCUAUUGCAUGCCUACACUCUAUUGCAUGCCUACACUCUAUUGAAUGCAUACACUCUAUUGAAUGCCUACACUCUAUUGCAUGCCUACACUCUAUUGAAUGCCUACACUCUAUUGAAUGCCUACACUCUAUUUAGUGCAUACAUUCUAUUGAAUACAAACAAUCUAUUGAAUGCCUACACUCUAUUGCAUGCCUACACUCUAUUUAGUGCAUACACUAUUGAAUGCCUACACUCUAUUUAGUGCCUACACUCUAUUGAAUGCCUACACUCUAUUGAAUGCCUACACUCUAUUGCAUGCCUACACUCUAUUGCAUGCCUACACUCUAUUGCAUGCCUACACUCUAUUGCAUGCCUACACUCUAUUGAAUGCCUACACUCUAUUGAAUGCCUACACUCUAUUGAAUGCCUACACUCUAUUGAAUGCCUACACUCUAUUGAAUGCCUACACUAUAUUGAAUGCCUACACUCUAUUGAAUGCCUUCACUCUAUUGAAUUCAUACACUCAAUUGAAUGCCUACAGACUUUUGUAUGCCAACACUCUAUUGAUGUGUGACAGGCAGUGUCAGGAGGUGUGGGAGGCCGUGUCUGGAGAUGUGGGACGCAGUGUCUGGAAAUGUGGGAGGCAGUGUCAGGAGGGGUGGGAGGCAGUGUCAGGAGGUGUGGCAGGCAGUGUCUGAAGGUGUGGGAGGCAGUGUCUGAAGGUGUGGGAGGCAGUGUCUGGAGGUGUGGGAGGCAGUGUCAGGAGGUAUGGGAGGCAGUGUCUGGAGGUGUGGGAGGCAGUGUUGGGAGGUGUGGGAGGCAGUGCCUGGAGAUGUGACAGGCAGUGUCAGGAGGUGUGGGAGGCAGUAUGGGAGGCAGUGUCUGGAGGUGUGGGAGGCAGUGUUGGGAGGUGUGGGAGGCAGUGCCUGGAGAUGUGACAGGCAGUGUCAGGAGGUGUGGGAGGCAGUGUAUGGAGGUGUGGGAGGCAGUGUCAGGAGGUGUGGGAGGCAGUGUCAGGAGGUGUGGGAGGCAGUGUCAGGAGGUGUGGGAGGCAGUGUCAGGAGGUGUGGCACUCAGUGUCAGGAGGUGUGGCUCUCAGUGUCAGGAGGUGUGGCUCUCAGUGUCAGGAGGUGUGGCACUCAGUGUCAGGAGGUGUGGCAGGCAGUGUCAGGAGGUGUGUAUAGUGGGGUUGAGGGAAAUUUGUUUGGAAAUCGAGAUGGCGGCGUGACAAAUGUUUCGAAAUCAAGAGAGGGGCGGCUCUCCAAAAAUCAUAAAAACCUCUGAUUUAAAAUGUGCAUAAUGGCUGCAGGUCAAAAAAUCUAAUUUUCAGCAUUAUGCAAUCAGUGUCCUUAUCUUGGUGGCUUUUGGUCUUGUAUUAUGGCUUACUUAGGGAAGAUCAGCGUAUCCGUACCGCGGUCUCACAUGUGUCCUUGAUCAGUGGCGUGGCUGGGAGAGUGGGCUCCGAUUCAUGGGGGUGUCCAGUUGGUUAAAAAACGUUCAAUGUCGCCCUGUGAAAUUUAAGCUUGAUUCCCUGAGCCAGAGAGUGACAUCAGCUUGUUAGUGUCAACCUGGCCACCAUUGACCCUAGCUACGUCACCGUUGGGCAACACGCUUCAGGCUAAUAAAAUAUGUAGCCACCGUUACUACACGGCGAGGCCCAGCCUUGAACUGGCGAGGAGGGUGCUGCUAAUAUUGUUGACUGCCUCUCCCUGCACGUAUACCAGUGGUCCCAAAGUUUGGGCUUCGCGCCUUCGAUUACAUUGGACAAGACGUUGUAAUGCAAAAGUCUCACACCUAGAAAACAGACUCACGUUGAACAAAAUCUCCCACCAACCUCACACGCCCCACACCAUCGACUCCCCCACACAUCAACUCCCCCACGGCCCCACAUCAUUGACUCCCCCACGGCCCCACACCAUAGACUCCCCCACGGCCCCACACCAUUGACUCCGCCACGGCCCCCACACCAUUGGCUCCCCCACCAUCGUCCACGGCCCCACACAAUUGACUCCCCCACAUCAUUUGACUCCCCCACGGCCCCACACCACCGACUCCCCCACGGCCCCACACCAUCGACUCCCCCACGGCACCACACCAUCGACUCCCAGGGCCCAACGCCACAUACAAACUCCACCAGUACACCAGCACCGCGAUACACUGAAUAAACGCCAAAGGAAAAGGAACUCAAAAACAAUUUUCCAACAUAAAUACGGAGAAAUGGGGUUUCCCUUCUAGUUGUUUUGUGGCCUCCCCCACCCCCCCACCCCCCACCAAUGUUUUCCCAUACUUUGUUACGCCCAUUUCCUUUUACCUAACCAGAUUGCAGUCUCGUCCGCUCAUCACCCUUACACUUCUAGUUAACGUCUUAACCUGUAACUAUUACCAUGUAACUAAAACUCUUAGAAAACUACCAUGGUCUAAUUCAUGUAACGCAAAAGACACUCUAAAGGACAAGGUCGUUCAUAGCUACGUGUUAAGUUAUGAUGGGUUUUAAGACAUUAGUAUGUUGUUAUUUGACUAUUCCCUAUACAAAAGUUUGUGGGGAGGGGCAGAAGAACGCUAGAGAUGUCACUUCCAUACAGUCGUGAACUACGUGGAUGACAUUUGGUGAUGUGCACGAUUAAGUCUAUCUUGAAUUGAAAUAGUUCUUUGUAUUGUAUUUUGAUUCUAAAUGUAACACCCCCACCCCCACCCCAUGAAUCAAAGUAAAAUAAAAAUUACGUAAAUUGAGUAGAUUUGAACAGACAUGGCUGUAAUGUAGAUUUGUGUUGAUGUGCCCUUGUUUAAAAGAAUUCAAGAUGGCUAACUAAACUUAAGCAUCAUGACAAAUACGACAGCUUUUAAAAUAGGUGUGUAAUACGGUGCUGUAUACUAAACCAAAAUUAGAUCUACCCCCUUCCACCAUUUGAACCAAUUCAUUACAUAUUUUGUGUGUGGUAUUUUUGUUUUAGCUCUGUGUAUUUUGUACCGAAGCAAUCAAGUCUCUAUUACUUGCAUGAAAAUAGUUCCAAAACUAAGUCUGUUCACUUUCUGAAAGCAUUGUUGAAGUGUGUCCAAUAUUUAGACCACGGAGACAGCGGGUUGUUGACGAUUGUUGUCGUUCUACCAGGUACGUGGAAACGGGCCAAGGUCAGACCCUGUCGAACAAAUGUGAUUGGCCAGGCCUGGAGGUGUGUCUGUUAAUCGCUAUUUUUAGCACGUCAGCCCAGCUGCGCAGUACUGAAUUUUUUAAAAUGUGACCAAUUUCUUCAAGGUGGCUUGGAAAUCGUUCAAUCAAAUAAUUCUGACCUAAUUAACACGAAUAAUAUGCUGACUACGACUUGUUGUAGGCUGGCUGAGAUGCUCUCUCACACAGCAGCUUUUGAAGUCAUGGAGUUUCUCCUGAUGUAAGCCAAUACACAUUCAUUUAAUUAAAUGUUAUGCUAAGGUUAAUAUGUUAUAUAGCAGCACAAUCGUUGAGUUGAACUAAUAAUUUUAAAACUUAAACAGAGCUGUAAAUAGGGAUGUAGAGAGCACGUAUUUCAUAUCAAUACAGUAUAUUAUUGUAUGCCACCAACUCUAUACUACUUGAGAUAGAAUGACUUCAACUUUACCCGUAUGUAAAAUGCAUUGAGCCCAUGCUUUUUGCCGGUCCAUAGUGAAUAUCAUCUUUAGAAUGUCACACACUUUAAGUGAUCCUCAAAAUGUCACACAAUGACACAUUUUCAGUUAAGUUUAAAAUUGCUAAUUGAUUGAUUCAACGCUAUUACAGCCACUAAGUUUAGGUCAAGCUGCAUUCGUUUGGGAAGCGGGUUGGAAAUUAUUGGUAAUGGUUGUUUUUUUUUUUUUUUUUUUUUUUUUUUUUUUUUUUUUUUGGUGUGGGGGGAGUGGGUGUAUUUUUUAAUAAAAUGAAACCAGAGUCCGAAAUAAUUUCUUUUAAAAUUACCCCCCCCCCCUUUUUUUUCUUCGUAAAUAAUGCGUUAAUAAAAGUGUUUGUACAAACAUUCAUUUACCCCAUUAAAUAAUGUGGUUAUCAAAGUGUUCUUACAGACCUUCAUUUUGUCUCCAGUAAAUAAUGUUGUCCAGUGUGGUUAUAAAAGUGCUCCUACGUUUACAACACUAAAAUGUUUGACUGGACUUUCACGUACUCGGAUAUGUUCUGUGUUAAUUUUGAGAUGAAAGCCGUUGUCAAGAUACUCCUAAUAACCCAUACAUUUCUACAUAUUCGGCAUUUUGUGUGUCCCAGACUACGUUAACGUGUUUUGAAACGAAAAUAACGUGCGACUGUUAUAAAACAUCAACACGGAUACUGCAUUGUUAUUGCGAUAUAGUAUUCGAUAUCCGGCUUGAGGAUAUAAGGUGUAGGUCGUGCUUUCUUUUGGGACCACUUCAUCUUUCAUUCGAUUACCAGGUGGCCCACUUAUCGGCAGGGCGAUGGCCAAACUGUACAAAGCAUGAAAUGUACAAUGUUCACAUACUUUAGCGAUACUAUUAAUUUGCAAUUCAUCAACAUUUGUUUAUUUCAACAGUUUAAAAAUAUUGUCAGUGUCGGAGACGAAUUUCAUCUGCAAAUGUUUAUAAGCAAAACUAUUUUAAUGUAUAAUCUUUUAAAACAUGUAUGAAGAUGAAGCCGAUCUACUGCCACGAAAGCAGCGUAAUACGUCACAGCCUGGUUUUCAUGGUGAUACGGAAUACAUUACUAAAUAAAUGAAUAAGCUUAAAUAAAUAGUUAAAUGGACAAUGCUGAAAAUAAGUUUAAUUUAAAACAACGAUCAGUUGAACAUAUGAUUGUUACGAGCUGUACCGUUUUAAUAUGCUGAAAGUCAAUGGAAGCUUGAAAAAACAACCUUUCAAUAGACUUUGAUUGUAUGUCGAAUAUAAGGCUACUCCCUCCUCCAUUCGUCCAAACUGAGGGCACGACUUUCUAUUAGUUUUGUGUGGGCUGGGCUGGGCUGGGCGGGAUGGUCUCAACACCGGUAUCCGCCCUCAAUUAAAAUUCAAUCUCCCAUUUAUUUUUGUAUGAGUUCAUCAUAAAUUAUGACUGUGUCAUGUUAACGUAUUGUAUAUGUAUACUCAUUGUAUUUGCUCUAACGAACUAGAAAACAAUUGAGUGAAUAAAUAGCAUUAUAUUUGCAGCCCCCCUUUUCCUUCUCCGGGUUUUACUAAUUUUUAUCACUGUGUGUUUUAAAUAUGUACGUUAUAGUUAAACCCACCAUACUCUUCCCCAAAACCUUUAGUGUACCAAAUUUAGCGAAACGUGUUCCCUCUGCUUCACAAACUCAUUAACUUGUCAGGAGAGGUACUGAAAACAUCACCCCGUAGGUGCAGAGGCGUAGCAAGGGUGUUUGGCGCCCGGGGACAAGAUUCGCGCCCGGGGACAAGAUCCAUUUAAAAGCGCCCCUUUUUUCUUUUUUUCAACUCUCAAACCCAUUAUUUUUACCAAUAAUAUGAUAUCAAAGCACAUUUUGGCGCCCCUAACUAGCUUGCGCCCGGGGAAUCUGCCCCCCCCCCCCCCCCCCCCCCCCCCCCCCGCUAGGCCUCUGCGUAGGUGUCAUUAACAUGACAAUCACUGAACGGCUUGGCUUUUUCGUAAACUCAUUGACCCAAAUAAAAAUACAGGAUGUCAACACCAUUGACGUCAUUAUUCUCCUCUCAUCCGAUUGGCUGGAUGCCGAGGGAAACCUACUCAAGGCGAGGCAGUCUAUUUAUGCUCUCUCUCCCAAUAAACUCGGUGAACCGAUUCCUGACGGUUUCGGCCUAAAUUUAUUUUGUACCAAACCGAAAACAACAAAAAGCGUAACAUUGGUUGUUGGAACUUUGGGACCGAGUAUAUAAUCUGGGUGAUGAAGAAAGACCACAUGUGUUUCUGUUAAAAUCACUAUAUUUCACGACGAUAACAUGAUUUGCAUUGAAACGAUUAUAAUAGAUGAAGUAUAGCCAGUAUAGUAAAGUAUAGUUUUGUUUGUGUGGUGAUCAGCUGAAAAGAACUGUCAAUUGUUUUAGAUGCACGUGUGAAGACGCCACAGCUGGAAAUUAACACUUUUUAAACCGUGCUCUUUUUGUGAAUGGACUUAUGACGCGUAACAGAUUUAAUAGAAUGGAAUCGUUCAGGUCAUCGGGAAUUUCCCAUCUGGAUCUUAAGAUGCAUUUCUCGUCAGCAGUAAACAUUUUGUUGGGUAGGUUUGGAGUUGCUCCUCUCUACAUGAUAAUACAAUUUUUGCACGUUCUCUGAUAUUAUGUUUGCAGAGAUUUUUUUAUUCGUUAGGCUAGAAUUAGAUAGAUGUGUUUCUUGUGUUACAGUUACAUACUUACGUUAAUUUACACAUUCCACUUUUCUUUUGGUAUAGAACAGUGGUUCUCAAAAUGUGUUACAUUUAUCACACUUGCAAGGUUUCCAAACAUUUACUAUUUUCUGCACCCCUUAGGAAUUCAUUUGACAAAGUCGUGCAACCCCUGCAUAGUAGCAUUGCAUGUUGUAAUUUAAAAAAAAAAUAUGGAAAAUAGAGCUCGAAAAAUAAACGCGUGACUUACUACCUAACGUAAAAGCAUUAAAUAUCUGUAAUAAACUCCAAUGUACAUAUAACUUAAAUAAAUAUCUGUAAUAAACUCCAAUGUACAUAUAACUUAAAAUUUAUAGACAUUAUUUGAGGUUACAUGUAUAUUGAAUUUAUUUAUACUGUAAUAAACUCCAAUGUACAUAUAACUUAAAUAAAUAUCUGUAAUAAACUCCAAUGUACAUAUAACUUAAAUAAAUAUAUGUAAUAAACUCCAAUGUACAUAUACCUUAAAUAAAUAUCUGUAAUAAACUCCAAUGUACAUAUAACUUAAAUAAAUAUCUGUAAUAAACUCCUAUGUACAUAUAACUUAAAUAAAUAUCUGUAAUAAACUCCUAUGUACAUAUAACUUAAAUAAAUAUCUUUAAUAAACUCCUAUGUACAUAUAACUUAAAUAAAUAUCUGUAAUAAACUCCAAUGUACAUAUAACUUAAAUAUCUGUAAUAAACUUCUGUUUUCAUAUAUCUUUUCUUGCAUCCCCUGAAAUGCCACCUCACACCCCCAUACUUGUCAUCUCACACCCCCAUAAAUGUCAUCUCACACCCCCAUAAAUUUCAUCUCACACCCCCAUAAAUGUCAUAAAUGUCAUAAAUGUCAUCUCACACCCUCUGAAAUGCCACCACCCCCCCUCCCCGCCCCUGGAUGUGCGAGCACCACAGGUUGUAAAACCCUGCACUAGUAGUUCAUUCAGUUCAUUCAUUCUAAGUAGUACACAGAUGUGAUCAAGAGAAAUACAGUUAUCCUUGCGGUACGACGAAAUAAGCACAUUUAUCUUCAAUAGAUGAAUUAAGUUGUAAACCAUUCCAAAUGUUUAAGAACCCCUGAGCUCCGAAGUUUGCUUACAUGAUGAAAUUUUAACUCCAAUAAUGACAUUGUUGGUCCUAUACAAUUUCUCUACCUGUAUUUGUUGACACAUGCUGUACAAAAUAAACAGAAAAUGUAAACGUGGNUUUGUUAUUGUAUAUGUAUAUAUAUUUAUAUGCAUAUGUAUGUAUAUAUAUCAAUUUGAACAGCUUACUUCAGCAGUCAACAAAAGCGCUUUAUUUUAAUAACUUUCCCAUGUGUUAGAAACGUGGGGGAAAAAAAGGGGGGGGGGGGUUAAGCCACAUAUAGUGUGGUGUUACAGUAAACCAUAUUCAGUUUGGGGGGGGGGGGCUGUCCCCCGUGUUGAUUUGAAAACUAAAGUAAAGACCUACAAACUACUGUGUUGUACUUUCGUAAAUUGCACAUACAAGCGGAUUGGAUCCAUUUCCCCGUAUCUGUUUUGUGAGCACCCAUGUCGAGCUCUGAGUCACCCGGCUUUGCUUCCCAUCCCCUCCCUAUUCACUAUACAGACGUAAAAAUGUACAGUGUUCUUUCGUCAGCUUGUUAUCUUAAGUGCUCCUAGACUGGUCACCCCCGUCACCACUAGACUGGUCACCCUAGUCACCCCUAGACUGAUCACCCCCGUCACCACUAGACUGGUCACAUUCGAUUAAAGUACUGUUAUAUGUUCACAAUAAAGUCGGGGUUCACAUUCCCCCACUGAAAUGAUUUUGUCUGUCCUAUUGGGGACUUGCCCGUUUCCUUUAUUGAAAGAGAAGUUUAUCUCACUAUUUAUAUCAACAACUUCUGUGUGGUUGAGUAAAUGUUCAAGUCACUGGUCCAUAUCGGUCAUGUUAAGUUAUAAGUAUGUACGAUGACAUUGGAGGAUCUAUUUAUUUGUUGUUUGAGCGGCCCUGACACUGAAUACCUUGAUGGCUUUUGUUACGUUAUUAUUCUAUUGUCUCUAGUACCAGGACAUAGUUUGCGUAUAUAAAAAGGAUUUAUGUUUCCCCGUUUAAAGUGACGUGUUGUGUGAAAGACGUCAUAGAGAAAGUUGAAGACCAGCUGGAAUCCAGUUAAUGUUACCAUUGACGUCAGUCGUGUGAAGAUGAGCACUGGAAUAGCUGCGUAAACAACAGCAAUAAAAUCAUUUAUGGGUCAUCUUAUUAAAGCAUAAUUAGGGUACAUCCAUGGAGAUUGGUAAAGCAUGAUAUUAAAUAUAUAUAUUUAGACUAUGUACUUCAAACAAAUGAUAAUUUCGGAAAUUUAUAAAUAAAAAAUAGAAUAGGUCUAAUAAUAUCUCAAUUUUAGAUUGGUAAAUGUGACUACCAAAAUUGGUUUCAUGUUGAUGGUAGGAGCAUCACUGCUCCGACCCUAACCCCUUGUUGCUAAAUCUACAUUCCCAUGCCCAUGACGGACAUUGUAACCUUGCUGUUGCAGAACACGAUCUUAGUGGUGACGUGUUUAGGCCGCAUGAACCUUUGUCCAGCCAGCUGGUCAACUCCUAGUUCCUGGUGCCUUGGGGGCCAGGGAAGCGAUUAAAAGCGGAUUUGGAGCAUGUGACUGGCCCCUCCGCCCCCCCCCAAAUCCCCCCAUGGGGUGGUCGAAUACAAUGCUGUGUAUGAUUGACCUUACACUUCCAAUACCACCCUCGCCCUUGCCCCGGGCCAUUUAUUUUUCUACCGUGUCACCCAUUUCACUAGUUGGUCUUUAUGUCAGUGUGUCUUUGUGAUGGCGGUGUUGUAGGCCAAACGCGGAGAUUCUCAAACUAAUUCUUGGGAAUGGAGGCCUAUGAAAGGGGCAAAUGUCCCGUGGCCUGUCUUUUUGCAUAAUAUAUAAAUAGGGCGAGAUGGGAAAACUCAAGUCUCCAGACUCUAUAAAUUUUUUCCGAUGUCCAUGCAACUUGUCUUGUCACUUCCAAUGUUCGUGCAACCCCUUUCAUUUAUUUUUUUGUGCACAACCCAAAGAGUCACUCUCACUUUUCGGCGAUCCGGUGUUUUAGACCCACUGGCCCCCCUCCUUCCACUGCCCCUGCGAGGCUUGUGACCCAUUGCCCCUGCGAGGCUUGUGACCCAUUGCCCCUGCGAGGCUUGUGACCCAUUGCCCCUGUGAGCCUCGUGACAUUUGUUUAGUACAUUCUUAAAAUGAAUGUGACAUAAGAGUUUGUAGCCAUUCGAUAUAGCAAUGAUAAGAGUUUGUAGCCAUUCGAUAUAGCAAUGAUAAGAGUUUGUAGCCAUCCCUGCCUCAUACUGCCAUGCAUCGAUUAACAUAGGGCCUUCUUCGAACUUAGCGGGGCUCGCACUGAACCUGGCGAUUUCCCAUUGGCGGGCAGGCUAUCGCUUGAGAAGCCUUGCAAUAAAGUUUUCUCAGACCCUGGUGAUUGGUUGGGAGCCAGGCCGCAGCACCCCUAGGGCCAUAUUUCUCCCACGCGCCCCUCACGUGAUGAUGCAAGAGAGGGAGACAGAAGUGGUAGUGGCUGGUGGUAGUGGCUGGUAGUCGUGACCUUUGACCUAGUGUAGCGCGAGUCGCGGGGUAAGGUAGGGGAGGGAGACGGUGUGUCCAGUGGACACAACUCAUCCAUUGAGCCGCCUUGACCACUAGUUGCGCACAUCGAUCACCGUAAGGUAUUGUUGCGACCCAGAGUAGCUGUUGUGCUUGGUUGACAUUUUGAAAUAUUCAGGUAAACAGAUGAAUGACAUCUUAGUUUCAUUUAUUAGCUUUGUUAAAUUUGUUUUUUAUAUUAUGGAUUUCAUCAUGGACCAUGGAUUACCAAAUGAGGGCAGAUUUUCACUUUGAGUUCUAUAAUAUAUUUGAAUUUGAUCAAUUUCAACAUGGCUGUUUCGUGUUCGUCUUCAUCGUGGCAUAUCGUUUGUCUUAUUUAAUUAAAUUUUUCUAUGCUACUACUACUACUCAUAACCUCAUUUGCCUGUUAAAUCCAUAUCAAACAUAUCAAUGCAGUUUAUUAAUAUUUUGAUGAUUUUUGUGUGGUUAUUUAUUUCAGCUACGUGAUUAGAAAGAAAUGAUUAAGUUACUCUCGAAUCCCUCUAGCCUGUCAUGUUAGGCAUCUGAGUGUUUUUUUUUUACAAAGUUAAAGCCCAAAUUAUCAUGUAAAUGUAGCCUUUAAACACAAAAAACAAAAACUUUUUAAGAAAGCUCAGAAUUAGUUUAUGGGUGAGCUAUAAAUUAUAUUCAGAUGGUAAACAUGACCCCACUGACUGACAUUAUUAAUGUAAUUGACAAACGGACCCACAACCUGAUACAGGAAGUUUGGGCAUUGCGUUAAGGGAAAACUAUGUUAGUAUUGUUAGGGAACAUUUUUCAAUCAUUUUUUUCAUAUUUCGUAUUCAUGGGUGUUUUUAUUUUAAUACCUGUAACACUGUUACUAGAUGGCACAUUCACAUGCCAUUGAAAAAAUGUAUACUGAAUACUUAUAUAUCGGGAAAUCAAAAUUUACCAUUUCAUUUAUAACGAAUAUGCUUAAAUUUUAAGUACCAGUAAUAUGAUUUAAUAUGCAGGACAUGGGCCUUAUGUUAUGGCCCCCAAAUAAUGUAAGCAUAGGCGAGGCAUAGGGCCAUGCAAUAGGGCUGGGGCCUGUGUCAGUCUAGUAUAGAAAAUAUGCCUGAGUCAUGAGAUGGUGGUCUGGUUAUUAUUUACUAACCUUUUUAAUAACCACAUCAGGCCAUUAAAUUUUAUGUCAGAGAGAAAGAGAAUGCUGAGAUUGAGAUGUUGUUAAAUAUAUGUAUUUGAUAUUAGUUUAUCUCAGCCCUAGUUCCAUAUUUUGAUUACUUUGAAUUCAUUUAUGUAAAUUUUGGGUUAGCAGUCAUUUGUUUUUCCCCAUGCCAUGGAAUACAUGUGUAAUGAGCAUGCAAUAAUUUAGACCCUAGGACUAACAUAAAAUAUUUAGCAAGCUAGCCCCCAAUAUUCUUAAAGUUAAAUAAAUGUCAGCUGAAAGUAACUGAUGAGUAACUCCAUACAAAAGGACUACCUUAUUCUGUUACUGUGGAUUUAAGCCUGCUUCCCCCUGAUUUCAUCAUAUUCUUGUUUACAAACAAGCCAAGUUGACUUGACCUAGUUAACUAACACUCUGGGUUGUUGUACUUUGGAUGAACCCACAGGCCUUUCAUCUUUGUGCUUUUCUACUGGAUUUCAUCAUCAUGUUUUAAAUAAUUUUAUACCUCUUAUAUAUAUANAUGUAUGUAUAUAUGUAUGUAUAUAUGUAUGUAUAUAUGUAUGUAUAUAUGUAUGUAUAUAUGUAUGUAUAUAUGUAUGUAUAUAUGUAUGUAUAUAUGUAUGUAUAUAUGUAUGUAUAUAUGUAUGUAUAUAUGUAUGUAUAUAUGUAUGUAUAUAUGUAUGUAUAUAUGUAUGUAUAUAUGUAUGUAUAUAUGUAUGUAUAUAUGUAUGUAUAUACGUAUGUGUAUACAUACCUGUUUACCCACAAACUCUUCAAAUCCUACAAUAUCAUCACAAAAUCCUUUAAAACAUUAUCUUAAUUGUAAAAUAAUAAUAAAUCUACAGUAUAAACAUGUAUACAUCUUAAAAUCGUACAUCGUACGCCAAAAUCAUUAGAGUAAACAGGUCUAUAUGUAUAUAUCUAUAUAUAUAUGUGUAUAUACACAUAUAUAUAUGUAUGUAUAUGUAUGAAAAUGUGUGUGUGUGUAUGUAUGUGUAUAUAUAUAUCCCUAAAGAAAUUUCUAUUGUGUUUGAAGAGUACUGCUAGAUGUGUUUGAUAUAUAUAUAUAUAUGGACAAAACUAUAUUCAAUCUUUGUUUGAUAUUAAAUUAUCAAAUAAAUGACAAACCUUCAGGAAUCAAAAUUUUUUUGACAAAAGUAAUAGUUUUUUAAAAUUAUUUUUUCUGUAAAAAUACAUUAAGGAAAUCAGUUAAAAAUAUUCUUUAUUUUGGAUCAUGGCCAAUCUUAAAAUCUUUGCAUAAUUGGUAUGAAUGCCCCUAGGGAAUAGCCAUGCCAUUGAGCUGUUACAACAUUGUAAUUUUAUAUGUCUGUCUUUCACAGCUCAGAAGAUGCGAUUGGGUAUUCCUGACAACUCAAAACUAGUUCUACAGUCUCUGGCCCAUACUAGCAGUAAGCCGAACCCUGGCCAUCAUACAUCGCAGCAGUCAGCUCUAGAAAAACAUCAUUUGUUCACUCGACGCUACUCCAAUCCACAAGGGGAUCCAGUAGAAGACACAUUUGACACUGAAGUGCUGCAUAAGUUCAAUGUCACAGUAUCAGAUUCUUCAAAGCUGAUCUUGCCAAAACAAAACACGCAGAGAAAUCUUUACAGCAACUACUCCCCAUACAGCAAGGACGACUCGCUCCCACCACACGACACCAAAAUGGUUGGAUCAUCUGGAGCUCCAUGCCUGCCCCGCAGACAGUCCACACCAAAUCUCCUCGGACUAAGCAGCCUCCAAACCUUCAACCAAAGCAAAAGUUUUUGUGUCCCUCACUCAGAUUCCAGUGUGGAUCCUGAGAAACACACGAGUGCACUUGCCACAUAUGUUGCUCAACAGAGCAAUGACAUGAGUGUAGCAAAACUGACAGACUCUAACAAACUUGACUCUAACAAACUUGACAACAAUGCUAUGCUCACCUCAGCAGCUCAAAGGGUCCAGAACCCUGUUUUGUUAGAUUCUGCUGAUGGUGCCACUCACAUUGAGAAACCGCAGGGCUUCGGCUUCCUGUCCCGCACCAGACAGUUUGGGGCUUGGUUAACUAAAGCCACGGAGGGGGAGAGAGUGGAAAUCACAAAAAAAGAUCUCAACGUUUUAGCACCCAACUCCUUCUAGUGUCAUGGUGGCCGGCAUCAACUUAAGGUCUUGUGAACAUUAAUUCAUGAUUUGUGCACACAGACCACAGCAUCAUGAAAGUUUAAUUUAUUAUUAUUUUUGUAUUUAAAGUUUAGUUUGGUAUUGUCAUAUAAAUAUUUGAGUACAAUUACAUUUUGACAAUAAAUUUGCUAAGCCUAUUACUAUUACUUCAGUAUGAUGGGCAUCACAAAUUAGUUUGUAGGCACCAUUAGUUGACCUUGAAUGGAUAUUAUUUUUUUAGUGUCCCCCUCCCCCCCUCUUCCAUUUGUUUCAUAUUGACAGUACUAUUAAUAGAACAAGGAAUUCUUUCAUGCUGUUGUAAUUUAAAACCGGAUAUAUUUAAACUACUUGAGAAUUUUUGCUUACACUUAAAAAGCUUAAAUUUUUUUAUUUAAUUAAAAAAUUUCUAUCUUAUGAUCAAAUAUAAAAAAAAAAUUGUCAUUUUUGAUAGCUGUAUAUUGCUUAGCAACACAAUCUGCUUGUUUUUAAAACCAGUAGAAACCUAGUCACAAAAAUAACAAGACUUUAAUGCAAAGUUUUGGGGCAAGAAAUUCAAUGAAUUUUUUUUCUUUAAGCUCAGAAUCCGAAUAUUCAUAUUUUUCUCCAUUAUUAUUAUCAAAAGGCUUUGCACCCAUAACCUUGAAUUAAUUAUAGCCUUAUCAUUCGCUCAAGUCAUUUCACUGUUAAUAGGUUCAUGAAAUUCAUUAUUAUUAAAUAUUAUAGUCAUAGUAGGAACGAAUGUGUGAAUAAAUGAAACAUAAAUAAAAGAUAAUUUUGCAACGUAUAUUGUCAAUUUGUUUUUGCUGUGUCGAUUUUCUAUAAGUUACAAGAUACAAAAGGAUACUGACACACCAUGUAGAAAUCAAUUCAUAUACUUUUUUUUAAUCACA
This is a messenger RNA of Lymnaea stagnalis (great pond snail), 25155 nucleotides long. The record is from the annotation of a GenBank genome assembly. Lineage: Eukaryota; Metazoa; Mollusca; Gastropoda; Lymnaeidae.